AUGAAGCCCCUUCCCUUACGUGAACUCUGCUGGGACAACCCCGCAUCCACAUUCUUCCACCCGCAGACCACCAGUGCUGUCACGCUUGUGGAUACCAAAGUCCGCAUUGGUCGUCCCCCACAACUCACAACUAUUACUGAGGACACCCUCGCCGCCCUCCGCGGCUCACGCCUCCCCACCCCAGACGUCGACAUCACAGGUGACGGCUAUGCCACCCUAACGUUCGACACCCCAGCGCCCAUUGCCUUUCUCUGGACCAACCCUGUGACCGCUUCACCUAUCUCGACCCACGGGAUCGCGCCCGCAGCAAAUCCCAGCACACAUCCACCGCUCGCAGGGACAUACGGAGCCCGGACACACACGCGCGCAGUACCAGUAGACACCGCCGCGCGGGAUAAUACCCCCGCUCCGCCUCCCAGCACUCCACCCCGGAGGACCACCCACCCCAGGCCUGGCAACUGCCCCUCCAGCGCCACCCGGCUCCGGUCCCCGGACCCAACACAGACUUCAGAGGUUGAGUCCCUCCAGGCCGCCAAAGAAGCCCUCACCGCACUUGUGUCCGCCUCCAGCGCUGCCUUUUCCACACUGGAUGCGCGCCUCAUAGAGGAACGACACCUACGUGAAGCCGCGGAACUCCUCCAAGCGGAAGACAACCGCUUACGCACCAAAGCACACAUCCGACUGAACACCGCAGUCGCACAACACGAGUCCCAACAGGCCGCCUUAGCCGCACGGCUCCCCUAUUUCGAAUCCGGUGCCUCGGGCCUCUACCUGCCAACGCCCACCGCACCCAUGCCACCCGUCACCGACUCCUCUGAGAACUUACUCGUCUCCGAGGAGGAUGAACCAACAGCCCUUGGCCAAGGCCCCGACAAUAAAUGGACCCGGAGCCGGACGAACAGAUGGCGUCAAACUAACCGCGGGGUGUCCGACCAGACCGACGACACCCCGGCAACGCCCCUAGUCUGGAACAUGGUGGAUCCUGAGCCUACUGCUCUGGUUCUCCUGCUAUCCCCUUUGGCCGCUGCCACCCAUUUGUUAUCACCGCCACCGCCCCUACCACCAUUACUCACACCACCGUUACACCCCGCCAUUCCAGUCCUUACCUUCGGCCACCUGCCGGAUCCGUACUCGUCAGACUCUAACAACUCCGAGCUCCUCGAUGCCCGCACUGCGGACGCGCUACAGCCACCCCCGCCGAAUGCCCCCGACACCAUCUCCCCCCGAAAACGCCACCGCCGACGCACCUUGCGGAUCCAGCGCCUUCCUCUCCCCCCACUGAGACCGACACAGCCAGACACCAACUCGAUAACAUGCUCCGGCGUGAAUCCCUCAAAGAAGCCUACAUUGGUGACCCAGGCAAGGCACCCCCACCUGAUAGAUAGCCUGCGUAUUGCAUCGACCAACAUCAAUAAAAACACGUAUGGUAAACUGGGAGAUGAGCUGGCCACCUGGUUCCAUGCCAGCGCGCUGGACUUUCUCAUCUCGCCGACUCCGACCUUCCCACACACAAGGCCACACAACUCUGGACCCCCACACCCAGUGGCUGCCUCACAUCUCACCUUAUGGCCAUCAGUAACCACAGAGUCAGCAUCCUGUAUGAUAUGCUGGCACGCACGCAUCGAUGCCCGGCGUACAUCCUACUUCCCUUCGGGUCGCAGUAUCUCCAUUUGUGUUCGCCUUGGAAAAGGCUCUCUCCUAACCCUCAUCGGUACGUACUGCCAGGACCCGCCUGCGGCUCACCGCGAGGCAACCGACCAGGAAUGGCAAUGGCUUGCACAGGCCACCACACAGACCACAGGACACGGCACCCCCCAUGCGGACGACGUAGUCCCGCAAGGUACCACCGACUGGCUUAAGGCGGCGGUCCAAAACCUCUAUGAUAUCCUAUACACCAGCGCCAAAAUCAAGUGGGGGGGAACCAGCCAAACUCGGAAGGCCCUCAACAGGGCAGUGGCGAUCCAACGCACCAACCGAUGCACUGCACAGCUCCAUCACCUGCUCCGCAUCCAUGAAGCCACAACCCCUAUUAUGGGGACCGAAUAUAUCCGACUUGCCCACAUGGUGGAAUGGUACAAAUGGAUCCGCAAUCCAAACCUUCUCCCAUCCACGUGCUUGCACCGGUCUGACGCUAUAGCGAUCGGUGACUGGUGGACUGCCAUGCCCACUGCACAGGCCAACACCUAA
Molecule: messenger RNA, 2187 nt
Organism: Aphanomyces astaci
Lineage: Eukaryota; Oomycota; Saprolegniomycetes; Saprolegniales; Verrucalvaceae
Exons: 4
Coding region: 1-2187 (728 amino acids)
Source: RefSeq, a predicted model, not a curated record